AUGGCUGGCCGUGCGCUGUUGGUGUGCGCCCUCUGCGCGCUGUGCUGCGCCGCCGGCGGGGGCUGUGCGUGGGACCGCUUCUGCGAUGAAGCUGGAAAGGAGUUGUUGAAAAAGGAGUUGAAUAAAGCUGAUGAAGAGGUGAAUAAGUAUUGCGGUGAAAUGAAAGACUUACAGGAUCGCCUGAAAGGGAACACGCCGCAAGCCGCCAAGUUGUCCUCUGCGCAGUCGGGCACUGCAGCUGCCACAGGCGAGGCGGGUGGCAAGGGAGAGAAGAGCAGUAGUCCUUCGGCACUACCUCCAGGCAGCAAGGUAGAGGCCGGCGUCGAAAGAAAAGGCCCGCGAGCCUCAGAGGAAAGCGCCGAAGAUGCAACAGAGAAAAAGCCUGCAGAUUCGGGGGAAAUGGGAGGUCUGAAGGGGCCAGGCGCACCACAAGAAGUAUCUCCAGCGACAGGCCCGACAACAGAGCUCCCACAGUCACAGGCUGGGGAUUCUAAAAAUGAUUUGGGCGUCGGCAUUAAUUUCGACGGCAGAGAACCCGUUGGCCCAGCGGAUGUCACAAACAGUACGUCAGCUGGCGGUGAACCGGAAGCAGCUCUACUGACCGCCUCUCAAACUCCCGGUGGCGCUGCCAGCAGUCAGGCGCAUGAAGCCAAUGCAAGGGGUGGCAACGGCACUCCAGGGUCCGAUGCCGUAGUGUCAUCGGCACCGACGGCAGGGCAACCAGAGGCAGCGUCGACACCACCAAAGUCGCCAGCGUCAACUGAAGGGCCAGUGGAAACAGUUCAGGAGACGGCAUUGGAGAAGGCUCUUUCGAAGGAAAACGGUGUCGAGGAGAGUCCGGUCAGUGAUGGCAAUGGCGGCGGUACCGAGAAAGCUGAGCACAAAGAAGCUGUGCCGGCCCCAACUGUCACAAGUAAUACACCGGAUGGAAGGGCAGUGGAUGCACCUCAACUCACUGCCCCUUCGGGCGGCGGUGGCACUUCAGGCGAACAGGCUGGAAAGAAGGCUGAGGCGAUUGCCGAGGAUUCUGCAGGGCCUGUUGCCGCGGCGGCCCCAGGAGCCCAACAGCAAGGUGUAGCUGCCGCUGGCACACCGACGAGCAGCGACAAGGAGCCGCUGCCAACAGCAAAGGGCACCGCCACUGAGGCCAGUCACGCAGCGACGACGACUGACGGUGGCAGCGGCAGCACCGCAGCGCAGACGCAGCCGGAGAGUUCCGUGGGGGCAAACGAGGCUGGGCAGCGAGAACAGCAGCAUCCCGCCGUCACCACACCCAAGCAGGAGACGGAAAAGAGUGGUGAGAGAGGAGGAGAAGCCACUCAGCCGGCGGCGGGGGCGGCUGCUCAAGCGGCGACUACCACAACCAAAAAGAACGCAACGAAGGCGGCGCCCGGCGACAGUGACGGCAGCAGCACCGCGGCCUCGCACUCCGCCUCCCCCCUUGCGCUGCUUCUUCUGCUUGCGUGUGCGGCUGCCGCUGCGAUGGUGGCUGCGUGA
Messenger RNA from Trypanosoma conorhini, 1497 nucleotides. Its product is annotated as mucin-associated surface protein (MASP). The coding region runs from base 1 to 1497 and encodes 498 amino acids. The record is from RefSeq and is a predicted model, not a curated record. Lineage: Eukaryota; Euglenozoa; Kinetoplastea; Trypanosomatida; Trypanosomatidae. The transcript has a single exon.